Trifolium pratense (red clover) is the source of this 2059-nucleotide messenger RNA. RefSeq lists its product as uncharacterized. The transcript has a single exon. Lineage: Eukaryota; Viridiplantae; Streptophyta; Magnoliopsida; Fabales; Fabaceae. The record is from RefSeq and is a predicted model, not a curated record. The coding region runs from base 800 to 1588 and encodes 262 amino acids.
UUUCUUUCUGAUCCCAUGUGAGCCUCUCUCGAAGGAAGAGACCAUCCAACCAUAAGCCAGACAGGUUCAUUGCUCUCAAACACACACUCUCUCACUUGAACUUCUCUUGUAAUUUUCCUGCUCGUGGUUUUACCACAAACUGGUUUUUGGUUAAUAAAAAUGCUUCUAUAUAAUGAUGGGUCUAAUCCAUAAGGAAGUGCUUGAUGUAAAGUGUGGUUAAAAGCUAAAAGCUAAAGUUUCAAGCUUAUGAUUUGCAAGUGUUGCUUUCAAGAGAGAAAAGGAGUUUUUUUUUGGUUGGCCCAUUUUGCAGAUUGGUGUUUUUGAGAAUCUUUUUCAAUUUGCCCACAAGGUGUUUGUUUUUAUGUCUAAACAAUAUUGGUUUACAUUGAAUUUUCUUCAAGUCAAAAGGAAUAUCCAGAUUUGCAUGCUUGAGUUCAAAAUCUAAGCAUAGAGGGUUUAGAUUAAGUCAAUUACUCAAGUAAGCUUUUUCAUGUACUCUUGAAUAUGUGUCAUUCUCUUUGUUGAAAUUUCAUUGUAAUUUUUAUUUUUGGUAUUUCACUAGUCAAUUUUAUAUGACUAUAUAGAUUAGAUGUUAGUUAAUUUGGCCAAUGAACAUCAUUAGAGGCUAAGUGAGUUGUGUUUUAAGUUUGAAUUUGUUUAUCUUAACCCUUUGAUUCUAAGUAUGAAAGGGUGCCCUGGUAAUUUGGAAUUCGCGAAUUUGACGGGCAAGUAAAGUCUGACAAAAAAUUGUUUGAGUCAGGAUUCGAAUUUGGAGUUUAAGUUUGAUUCGAGAACAAAGAUGAAAUCUUUGAGUAGUGUAGGACUUGGUUUAAGUAUUGUUUUUGGUUGCCUUUUAUUGGCUUUAGUAGCUGAAGUUUACUACUUGUUAUGGUGGAAGAAGAGAAUAAUCAAUAGAGAGAUUGAAAAUGACUAUGGCAAUGGCAACCCUUUGAAAGAGCUUUUCUAUAUGUUUUGUUGGAAAAGACCAUCAACUUCUUCCUUAAGUUGUUCUUCAAUGAGAAUAGGUGACAACUUUGUGCAUGAUCCUCAACUACAAUCUCAUUCACAAACUACCAAGGAGUUUCUUUUCAAACCCUUCGGUGAAGAUGGAAUCGAAGCAGAGUACAUGAGACAACAUCAUCCGGACGACAUUUUAGGUCAUCCGAGAUUCUUGUUCACAAUAGUUGAAGAAUCAAAAGAGGAUUUAGAAUCUGAAGAUAGUAAGUCUAGAAGAGGUAGAAGUUUAGGUGAUUUGUUAGAUGUGGAAACACCAUAUUUAACACCUAUUGCAUCACCACAUUUUUUCACUCCUCUUAAUUGUAGUCCCUAUAAUCAACAUGGAUUCAACCCUCUUUUUGAAUCAACAACUGAUGCAGAGUUCAAUAGAUUAAAAUCAUCACCUCCUCCUAAAUUCAAGUUCUUACAAGAAGCAGAAGAGAAGCUAAGAAGAAAAUUACAAGAUGAUAACAAGGGUAUUAAUGGAAAUGAAGUUGAUGAUUCUCUCAUCACAAUAGUUGUUGACAAAAAAUCAGAAAGAGCACAUCAGUACCAUUCAAGCACAUCACAAGUACUUCCCUUAGCUUCCUGACACAUUCAUCUCUCAACUGAAUUUGGAUCCUCUACAGCCGCUGCACGAUGUUAUAGUCAUAGUCGUAGAGACGGUUAGAUUUACAGAGAAAAAACUUCAGCUAACAUCAAAGUUCUGUCAAUCAAUUAAGAGCCUCUUUAAUUUUAUUUUUUCUUCAUUAAUCUUUUUAAUUGCAUUGUGAAGAAUUCCACUUUUUUUUUUGAAGUUUUGGAAUUUGUUUCUUACCUUUGGGUUAUUUUGAGUAUAUUUUAAUCUGUCAAGCCUAUGUUCGGUAUCAUAGUGGAUAUGUUAGAAUUAUGAUGAUUCAUCGUGAUUUUUGAAAAACUACAUAGUGUAACUUUUGUAUAAUUACGGCGAGUUACCAUGAUUCUAGCAUAUCCACCGUAAUACCAAAGAUAUACCGAAUAAUCACUUUGUGAGAUGUACUCUCAAUGUUUCAGAAGAUAUGGGGAAAUUAAAUGUUUAUUAAAA